CACACACAUGAGUCCUGGGAAUAAUCACUGAUUUCCACUCUUGAUUACCCAGGAUGAAUAAAGUGACACCUCUGCAGAAGAAGAGGAGAAAGGAUUUUAUACCUUACUUUCUGGGAUUCGUGAUAUUUUUGUAUUGCACGGUUCAUCUUGUGUCCUUCACAGCAAACACAGCUCAGGAAACCCGCUCCCUCAGGGUGCGCCGGGCUCUGGAGAAUGAGACGGAAUGCAUCUCACCACAGUCCUCAGAGUUCCCUGAAGGCUUCUUCACGGUGCAGGAGAGGAAGGACGGAGGCCUUGUCAUUUACUUUCUUCUCAUCUUCUACAUGCUGCUGGCGGUGGCGAUUGUGUGCGACGAUUACUUCCUGCCAUCUUUAGAAGUGAUCAGCGAGCGUUUGGGUCUGUCUCAGGAUGUCGCAGGAGCCACUUUCAUGGCGGCCGGGAGCUCGGCACCGGAGCUGGUCACGGCCUUUCUGGGGGUGUUUGUGACGAAGGGAGACAUCGGGGUCAGCACCAUCGUGGGGUCGGCGGUCUACAACCUGCUGGGGAUCUGCGGCCUAUGUGGAAUCUUGGCCUCCAUGGCCGGGCGUCUCAGCUGUUGGCCACUGUUCAGGGACUGCCUGGCCUAUGCCAUCAGCGUGUCGGCUGUUAUUGCCAUCAUCUCCGAUAACAAGGUCUACUGGUACGACGCCGCCUGCCUGCUGCUGGUCUACGCCGUCUACAUCGUGGUGCUGUGCUUCGACCUACGCAUCAGCGAGUUCUUCAUCAGGAAGCUGAGCCCCUGCUGCUCCUGCCUGGGUAAAGGGUCUGGGGAGAAGAAGGAGACGCAGCCUCUGAUUGGCUGGAGCGACGACACCAGCCUGCGCGUGCACAGUCGCUCCCGGACGGACAGCGGCAUCUUCCAGGACGACUCGGGAUACUCUCACCUGUCCCUCAGCCUGCACGGCCUCAACGAGAUCCCUGAAGUGGAGCAUAAAAGUGUGUUCGCCGUGCCGGAGAGCGACUGGAAACGCAUCUUCUGGGUUCUGUCCCUGCCCAUCAUCGCCCUCCUCUUCCUCACCGUGCCCGACUGCAGGAGGAGGUUCUGGAAGGGAUGGUACAUUGUGACCUUCUUCAUGUCGGCGGUGUGGAUCUCAGGGUUCACGUACCUGCUGGUGUGGAUGGUCACUGUGGUCGGUGAAACCCUCGGCAUCCCCGACACCGUCAUGGGACUCACUCUGCUCGCUGCUGGAACCAGUAUCCCCGACACUGUGGCCAGUGUGAUGGUGGCCAGAGAAGGUAAAGCUGACAUGGCCAUGUCCAACAUCGUGGGCUCUAAUGUGUUCGACAUGCUCUGUCUGGGUCUGCCCUGGUUCAUCAAAACAGUCUUUGUGGACACGGUGAACCCUGUCGAGGUCAACAGCUCCGGACUCGUCUUUAUUUCCUGCACACUCCUCCUUUCGAUCGUGUUCCUUUUUGUAGCCGUCCAUCUGAAUGGAUGGAAACUGGACUGGAAGUUGGGAGUGGUUUCUCUCUUCUGCUACAUCCUCUUUGCCACUCUGGCCAUCCUGUAUGAGCUGGGGAUCAUUGGGAAUAAUCCCAUAAGACUGUGCAGUGACUGAGGUCCGGCCUUCUCAGGACUCGAGCCAUAUUUUCUGAGACUCCAUUCAUCCAUAAACACAACAAAAAUGUUAAGCUUCUAAAUCUUCAAAAGGUCAUAACAAGGAGGCGUGGCUCUGCUCACAUGCUCACAGAUACCGAGCCGUGGCAGAACUGUGCUGGUCACAUCUCAGGAAGAGGAUGAUCUCUGUAAGCUGUUGCUUUCACCACAGGUGGAAAUGUACCAAAGAUCAUUUUCUUGUUGAUCCAGAACAGGAAGUUAUCAUAUAAUGAAAACCUGUCAUCACUUGCUGAGAUGUCUUCCGUUUUACUCAAGGCCCAUAAAUGAGAAAUGUGCCAUUUCAAGAAGUGACCGCCGGGUUCAAAGAGAUUCAAAACUGUGAAGUCAUUGUAGGCAAAUAAAAAGGUGUCAACAAGA
This is a messenger RNA of Limanda limanda (common dab), 2014 nucleotides long. RefSeq names its product solute carrier family 24 member 5 (gene slc24a5). Gene Ontology annotation, cellular component: membrane. The record is from RefSeq and is a predicted model, not a curated record. Gene Ontology annotation, molecular function: calcium channel activity; calcium, potassium:sodium antiporter activity. NCBI's taxonomy places the organism in Eukaryota, Metazoa, Chordata, Actinopteri, Pleuronectiformes, Pleuronectidae. Bases 54 to 1598 code for a protein of 514 amino acids. The transcript has 9 exons. Gene Ontology annotation, biological process: calcium ion transmembrane transport; melanocyte differentiation; intracellular calcium ion homeostasis.